UAAUCUGGGGAGCCAUUCACUGCAGGUUACCAAAAUAUGACAUUUAUAAAUAAUUGCUUUAGGCUCUUUUAAUGGCGUGUAGUGCUUAAAGGGAAGAACAACAACCAGAAAUAAAAGUCAACAAAGUUCAAUAGAAGGACAUUGAAUGGUAGUAGCAGAAGCAGAAGGCUUUUUUCAAAACCCUCAAAACAGUGACGCAAUGAGAGCUUCUCUGCAAUACCGGUGCUCUUCUUUUUGAUUCCCACUUCACGCCCUUCCUUUUUUUUUAUUUUUUUCAUCACUUUCAUUUCUCCUCUUGCACGUUGCUCUUACUUUCUCCAACAUUAAUCAAUUGUAGCAGAAAGCUUUUUCAUUUUUUGAGUAUAGUCUCCAACAACCCCACUCAGAUCUCUAAGCAGAAAUGGUGGCAGAACCUUGGAUACUCAAGAUGGGAAACCAAGUAAGUAGCAAUCUUAGACACGCUCUUCUUCUUGAGCAGAAAAAAAAGAGCCCAAAAACCCAUGAAGCUAAACACUUCGUUGGGAUUCUUUCUUUUGAAGUAGCUAAUGUCAUGUCAAAGACUAUUCAUUUACACAAAUCUUUAACAGAUUCUGAGAUCUCGAAGCUGAAAGCUGAGAUCUUGAACUCUGAGGGGAUUAAGUACUUGGUUUCAACUGAUCAAAAUCAUCUUCUUCAGCUGGCUUUAGCUGAGAAGCUGGAUGACUUGAACCGGGUUGCUAGUGUUGUGUCCAGGUUAGGGAAGAAAUGUUAUGAACCAGCUUUACAAGGAUUUGAGCAUGUCUAUAAUGAUGUUAUGACUGGAGUUAUUGAUGUUAAAGCAUUGGGGUUUCUGGUUAAAGAUAUGGAGAGUAUGGUGAGAAAAAUGGAGAGGUUUGUGAAUGCAACUGCGAAUUUGUAUAGUGAAUUGGAGGUUUUGAAUGAGUUAGAACAAACGUCUAAGAAGUUUCAACAGAAUCAGCAUGAAGAAAGUCGUAGAGCGUUUGAUCAGAAGUUGAUUUGGCAGAAGCAGGAUGUGAGACAUCUCAAAGAAAUUUCCCUUUGGAAUCAGAGUUAUGAUAAGGUUGUUGAGCUGUUAGCAAGGACUGUGUGUACAAUUUCUGCUAGGAUUUGUGUUGUCUUUGGGGAGAAUGCUUUAACGAAGGACAUUCUUCGGUUUAGUGAGGAACCUUCUGUUGUGUUUAAGGAUGAAAGCAGACAGGUUUUGGGUCAAGUCCAAGUGGUUUCGGGGCCAUUGAAACGGGUUCUCAGCAGGCGUAGUGGUAAUGGGUGUCAUUCAGGGUUAAUUGAGAAAGCUGGACUGGAUAAAAGGGAGCUAAGUUUGAAGUCUCAGAUUGACUCAAGGAAAGGUGAAGUAGCAUUGUGUAGAGUGGAAGAUUUUAAUGUUCCAUGUGGGGCUAGUCCUGGGAGACUUCUUAUGGAGUGUCUUAGUUUAAGCAGUUCAGUUUCGAAGUUUGAUGAUGAUGGGAUUGAUUGUGAGGAGCGAAGUAGUCAAAUUUCAGGAUGUUGCAGUGUUGGUAAUGGAAGUUUUAAGAGAGAGCCAAUUCAUUCUGGUUCUUUUAUCCUGAAUCAAAUCAGUGUUCCUUUCGGUGUAGAUCAGAGACAGUCUAUGUGUGCACAAUUUGGCCACAAGAACAGGUUGACUGCUUAUGCUUCUCCCUCUACUGUGGGUGGCUCUGCUCUUGCCUUACAUUAUGCAAAUGUCAUAAUUGUCAUAGAGAAGCUGCUUCAUUACCCUCAUUUAGUUGGUGACGAAGCUAGGGAUGAUUUAUACCAGAUGUUGCCAGCGAGCUUAAGAAUGUCUCUCAAGACCAGUCUCAAGUCUUACAUAAAAAAUCUGGCAAUAUAUGAUGCUCCUCUUGCCCAUGGGUGGAAAGAGACCCUUGAUGGGAUACUGAAGUGGCUUGCCCCAAUGGCACAUAAUAUGAUCAGGUGGCAAAGUGAACGAAACUUUGAGCAACAGCAAAUUGUGACACGGACAAACGUUCUGUUGCUGCAGACACUGUAUUUUGCUGACAGGCAGAAGACAGAGGCAGCCGUCUGCGAGCUCCUUGUUGGCUUGAAUUACAUAUGUCGCUAUGAACAACAGCAAAAUGCCUUGUUAGACUGUGCCAGCAGCUUCGAUUUUGAGGACUGCUUGGAGUGGCAAUCGCAAUAUGGAGUUUCUUAAAAGAGUUGCAGAGCAUCUUACUCCAUCCCUGAUAGAUACUUGUAUGAAGACACAGAUGAUAAUUCAACAAAAUGUGUAUACAUGAGCUUGGCCCCAGUUAUAUGAAAAAAGAUAUAAAAUUCUUCUCUGUAGAAUGUUUUUAUAUUCCUAUGUAGACUUUUUUUUUUCCUUCUCUGUACACAGAAAUCUAAUUCAACUUGACAUCUAAGUUGUCAUCAUCUAGAAAAUUUCAUGCGUGAUGAUGUGAGUGAGAUUCAUGUCAAGUUCAAGCCA
Messenger RNA from Mangifera indica (mango), 2440 nucleotides. RefSeq lists its product as uncharacterized. Gene Ontology annotation, biological process: positive regulation of growth. The transcript has a single exon. Bases 401 to 2167 code for a protein of 588 amino acids. The record is from RefSeq and is a predicted model, not a curated record. Lineage: Eukaryota; Viridiplantae; Streptophyta; Magnoliopsida; Sapindales; Anacardiaceae.